CAGCUGUGUGCAAGGACACGCUCCUUGAAUGUUAAAACUACUUUGCUGCUGUUUCAAGCAUCUUGCGUGACAGGAACAGGGUCAACAGUCGAUUUGAGGUUUCGACUUUGUGAUAAGCGCGUGUUUUGCGUUUAUACACUGAAUUAAGUUUGGAAACGUCGGCGUGGCACGAAUUUGAAGGAGUUGCCAAAAGUUUUCAAAAACUGAAAAAUCCAGUCGGAUCGACAGCGGAGUAGAUAAUAUGAUCCUUCAAUGAGACCAGCUCCCUCUCCAAUAAGAGGAUGGAGUCUUACGUCUGUGGAGGAUGGUGGCGAUGGAAGUUCCGUAACGUCCUGCCAGUUGCCCUGCUGUGGAUGUCCCUGCAAAGACAAGCAGUGUUGAGCUGUAGUAACUCCAACUGCGUUGUGGUGCUCACGGACUCCCAGGGUACCUUUACCUCCCCCUGCUACCCCCAAGUGUACCCCAAAAGUCAGGCCUGCAAGUGGACUCUGCAGGCCCCAGCUGGAUUCAUUGUGCAAAUAACCUUCUUCGACUUUGAUCUCGAGGAGGCUCUGGGGUGCAUCUAUGACCGCGUCAUUGUCAACACCGGAAACCAAGACGUGAAAUUGUGUGGCUUGACAGCCAAUGGACUGACGCUAAACUCCACCAGGAAUGUGAUGGAGAUGUCAUUUAACUCCGACUUUAGUGUCCAAAAGAAAGGAUUCAAUGUCAGUUACAGACAAGUUGCCGUGGCGCUGAGGAACCAGAAGGUCAUGUUGCCGAACGGCAACGGCAAAGUGGUCAAGGUCUCCAAUACAGUGACCAUACCGACCCUUCAGCAGUUCACCGUGUGCUUUGAGGUAGCCCGCUCCAACCAAAAGAACAAGGAAACCCUCUUCUCUUACACCCGGCAAGAGGACAGCAGGGGUGAUGAAGCACUAAGUUUCGGAAUGAACCAGGAUGGAAUGGCACUGGUCAUGAGUAACGAGACAUGUCUGGUAGACUCUAUCCUCAAUCCCUCGGACUUCACCUCCACCAUGAAGCCGUUCUGUCUCACAUGGGCCUCCACCACAGGCAAGGUGACCCUUUACUACAACAGCAACUACCGGACCAAGACCUGCCCUAACACAAGUGGGCGCUUGGUGGGGGCCGGGGGCCUCUUCAGGCUAGGGGGCAAGAAUAGCUUCGAUGGGACCAUCUAUAACUUCCGCCUCUGGGAUAACGCCAUGAGCAUGACACAGUUGGCCGCCCUUACCUGUGACGCCGUCGGCAACGUCAUUGACUGGGACAACAGCUUCUGGGACAUCCCCUCUUCGCUGGCACAGACAGACAGAACACUGAGCUGCAUCUGUUUCCCACAUUGCAUACACUUAACAACAGCUGUUCCAUCUAGUGGUACCUCUGUACCCAUCUACACAUCACACACCACCAGCUGUUCCUCUCCUGGACUGAACUGCCCAGCAACAUUAACUCCUACCAGCUCAUCCAUUAUCACCACUAACAUGAUUUCUACUAAUUCAACAACCCACGUUCUCUCUGCUACCACUUCAUCUGCCACCACUACUAGCAUGCCUCUAACUACCAGCUCAACAACUGUUCAAACCACUACCCCGACCACUCCUGCAGCUACAACUAAUGUUCCAACAUUACCCAGCACAACCACUGUUACUCAAACCGUUAUCCCAUCUCCAGCAGCCGCUACUAACACAACUCUAUUCUACAGCACAACCAAUGCACCGACAGCUUCUGCUACUACUAUUGUUUCAAACCCAGCUACGACUAACUCACCUACCACUAACAACACAGUGCAUGAGGGUCUUUUCUACAGGAUCUUCUUUCUUGUCCGUGACAAGGAGGCCGACGUAAGAGAGUCUGAUGUUGAGAAAUCUGUUGCACAAUGGCUCAAUCAAACCUUCCAAAACUGGACACACAUGGUCUAUGUCGCUAAUGUCAGUGUCCAGCCUUGCAGUGACUUACAGCUAGAGAGUAAAAGAUACACCUGCCGGGCCCUGCUGGUCUACAAGACCACCACCAACGUGACCCUGGGAGAAGCUGCCAUCUCCACCAGGAUGGGCCGAAGCGGCACCAGCAUCAGCAACAGACUGGAGCUAGACACUGUCGCCGUGCAGUCUGUCGAGAACUGCACGGGGGAAACUCCCCUCCAUUACAUCUGGCCAGAGAGCAGACCAACGGUCACUCAGUACAUCCCCUGUUUCCCCAACAAAGACCAGACUGCAUCCAGAACAUGUGUGAUCAGCCCCCUGAAUUACACAGCGUUUUGGUGCGCCCCAGACCUCAGGAAUUGCAUUGCUAUCGAUAACAUCAAAGUGUCAGCAGAGAAUGCUGCCGAAGUCGCCCUCCAACUUGAUAAAAUCACCAACAACGAGCUCUCCGCAGACGAGGUGUUCAAGGUGGUGGGAAAGGUUAAGGAGCUGGUCAAAGUGGCCAAGAUCAACACCCAUCUGGCCAAAACCGUAGUUAGCAUCCUCUCUAACGUGAUGACCAGCUCCGUGUCAGCCCUGGUUACAUCCUCAGCGUGCACAUUGAAGACCGUGGAUGAGCUGGUUCAGAAGAUAGAGUUUGAUGGGCCUACAGAAAACAUAACCUCUAAAAAUCUGGCUCUGGGAAUUUCAGCCCUCAACUACAGCAAGUUCAAUGGGACCUCCUUCAGUGCCUUCAUACACCCCAACUCCACAGACCUCCAGAUUGCCUUUAAGUCGGAUCAGCUGAACCCCCUGGCUCAGGUCACACUGCCAGCUACACUGCUCAACAACCUGACCCUGACCAAUGCUGAGAUUGCUGCUGUCUCCAGGAUCAACUUCAUGUUCUUCCGCAAAACAGGACUAUUCCAGGAUAAACAGGACGAGCUAUCUCUUAACAGCUAUGUUGUGGCCAGCAGUGUGGGCAAUUACUCCAUCAGUAACCUGCAGGAUCCCGUGGAGAUUGAGAUAGCACACCUGAACUACCAGACAAAACCAAAGCCAACCUGCAUGUUCUGGGAUUUCACCAUGAAGAACGGUACAGGUGGCUGGAACAGUAAAGGCUGCAGGGUUAGUCCCAUGUCCAAUAGAAACAAGACUAUCUGCCUCUGUGAUCACCUCACACACUUUGGCAUCCUAAUGGAUAUCUCUGGAUCUGCUGCACAGAUUGAUGAGAAAAACACCAAGAUUCUCACUUUCAUCACCUACAUCGGAUGUGGCAUAUCAGCCAUCUUCUCUGCUGCAACACUUCUGACUUAUAUUGCCUUUGAGAAGUUACGUCGUGACUACCCCUCUAAGAUCCUGAUGAACCUGAGCACAUCGCUGCUGUUCCUCAACAUGGUGUUCCUGUUGGAUGGCUGGCUGGCUUCCUUCGAUGUGGAGGGCCUGUGUGUAGCCGUGGCCGUCUUCCUCCACUUCUUCCUGCUCACAUCCUUCACCUGGAUGGGCCUCGAGUCCAUCCACAUGUACAUCGCCCUGGUCAAAGUCUUCAACACCUACAUCCGGAGGUACAUCCUCAAGUUCUGCAUCGUCGGCUGGGGUCUGCCCGCUGCGAUAGUGGCCAUAGUGGUAGCUUUUGACAAAAACUCCUACGGGAAAAUGCAGUAUGGAAUGGGGGAGACUGGACAAGGCUCUUCUGAAUUCUGUUGGAUCCGGAGCCAGGUGGUGUUCUAUGUGACGUGUGUGGGCUACUUCUCUGUCCUCUUCCUCCUGAACGUGGCCAUGUUCAUUGUGGUUAUGAUCCAGAUCUGCGGUCGCAACGGGAAGCGUAGCAACCACACACUGCGUGAGGAGGUGCUGAGGAACCUGAGGAGCGUCAUCAGUCUCACCUUCCUCCUGGGCAUGACCUGGGGCUUCGCCUUCUUCGCCUGGGGACCCGUCAACCUGGCCUUCAUGUACCUCUUCUCCAUCUUCAACUCACUGCAGGGUUUAUUCAUCUUCAUAUUCCACUGUGCACUGAAGGAGAAUGUCCAGAAACAGUGGAGGAGAUACUUGUGUUUUGGCAGAUUCCGCCUGUCAGACAACUCAGACUGGAGCAAGACAGCCACUAACAACACCAAGAAGGCCUGCUCGGACACCGUGAGGAAGUCCCUGUCCUCCAGCUCUUUUGUCUCCAGUACAGCAAACUGGACUUCCAAGGCCAAAGCAACUCUAAACCCCUUUGCAAAGUGCAGCAGGAAUGCAGGUAAAGGGUACGCCAACCAGACCAAUGCUAAAACUGUCUCCUCGGAGGGUGAGGCCUCCUCCUCCAUCAUCCCCGUGCACCAGGUCAUUGACAAGGUCAAAGGUUACUGCUCGGUGCGCUCCGACAACUUCUACAAGAACAUUAUCAUGUCGGACAGCUUCAGCCACAGCACCAAGUUCUAGACCACCCAGCACUUCUUCUCUUCUUCCUCCUGCUGCUGCUAGCCCCUAACCCUUGGUGAUCUCCCCAGUCCGCAAUGUCACCCCAGGGUUAUAGCCUCCAGAGCAGCAGGACGGUAGCUAGUAGUAUGAAUAUGUGUAUACUGUAUAAUAUUUGACUCAAUCAGCUGGUCCAGUCAGUACUGAAAAGAGAAAUGGGGAAAUGUAUAGUUCUAUAGAAAAGAAACGGAGAAGCAGAGAAUGGAGUUUGCAAUGUACAUACUGUGAUGCUAAUCUUCAACUGGCUAUGUGUUGUGUAAAUAUUGAUGGUAUAUCUGAUAUGCCCCCGUAUAAUUGCUUCUCAGUUGGUGUUGCACAUGCCUAGGAUUCUCAGCAGGGUCACCAUUCCGGUACAGAAAUGUCAUCCAUUUUAGCUGUUCCGUUCUCAUUAUGCCGUCUGUAGAACUCCAGUAUGGGCAGCAAUGAAGGAAACACGUCAAAUCUGGACUAAAUGUUCAGGCAUAGGCCUAUAUUUCAAACCCAAAGACUAACAUGACGGAGUUUUUAAAAGCUGCAGCAUUGUCAAUGUGUGUUGAAAAUGGAUCAAGUUUAGGUGUAGUUCUAAUUUGUAGUUGUCUAUUUGUGAAUCUUGUGUGUGUGCUUUUUUUGCUGGAAAGCAAUGUUAUGCUCCUUUACAGUGUCUUACAUGAGGAUGUUUUGCAUAAAGUGCUUACUUUAUCACGGUCAACCAAUCAACAUCAUCAUCAACACUAUGAUGAAAUGAUUUGGCAUGUAUAUUUUUGAAACAUUAAGCUUCAGAUGCUCUACUACUGAAUAACAUAUGCAGAAAGGAAUGUAUAGAAUUGGUCCAUUAAUUUCUACUUCAUUUUGGUAACUUGAUCUGUGUGUCAAGUGUAAUUUCUCUGACUGUUCUAUGGAUAGAGGUUACCAAACCCCAGCCAUUAAACCUGGAUAUGGUAAGGUAGGCCUAGAUUCAAUCCGUAUCGCGGGAGUUCCGCACUAUAGCUCGAAUCAAAUUUCAAGGCAAAGUUUCGGCAUUCACAGAGACAGCGUUCAUUGUAAACACAGCAUAUGUUGGUGCAUUCGGAAAUUUCCUUUGUUUUACUUGCGCUAAAACGUUUUGUCUUCUGCAAUACGGAUUGGAUCCAGCUCAUAGUUUCAUAAACAUUCCACAUUGAAUCAUUUCACAAUAGAACAACUCACAGCACCACGUAUAAUACAGUACUGAUUGAAAAGGGACUACAAACACUGACAUUAUUUGUUCAUCCAAGUUAAUGCCAACAUUUGUAAGCAGCUAAAUGUUAAUUUUCUCUUCAUUGUUGCCUUACUUCACUUAGUCUUCUUUUCCCACCAAUAGGGGAACUGAAUAUAUUGCAUUGUGUUAAAUGUUGCUAUUGUUUUGUGUUUGUGAAGCGAUGGAACAAUCAUGUUAUUUUACUGUAUCGUUAUAUUUAUUUCUAUAGAGCCUUUUACAUUUGUUGUUCAUCGUGGAUAGAUAGAUUUGGAGAGAUGCAGCUUGGUGACAAAACAAAGCAUUGAUCUUGACCUGGGCAGGUGAACAGGGACAGUUCUAUUUUGGAAGCAGUCAGAGCUCUCAAUUGUUAUUUUCCAGCAUCAAGAAAAUAAUUGAAGCAUCGCUCACAAAUUCCCUCGGGCCAAAUUUGUUAUGAUAGAAACCUUUGCUUGGAAAGGUUAUCUCGUGUUGAACAUAUUUAGGGUCUUCAAUUCAAGAUUGUGUGGGGAGGGAUUACAAAGUGGUUUGAGCUAACACGAUGGAGUUCUCAGCUUUACUACGAAUUAGAUCAUGACUGCGCUGCCAUCUUUAUAGGUAUUUGCAUAAAAUAUUCCAAAUGAUCUUCUAGGUUAUAUCCUAUCUAGUUCUAUCAAUGCAGAGGGAAUCCAGGCAUGAUUUGUUUCUGAUUCAGUUGUACAUGUCUCUAUUAAUAUAAUCGGGACACAGAGCUGUAAAAUCACUAUGGCUGCAUCCACACCAACACUGUACCUUCGAUGUAUCACUCUGGCUGCAUCCACACCAACACUGUACCUUCGAUGUAUCACUAUGAUGAAUAUGGCUGAUCUGGUUCUAUUUUUUAAAAACAAUUCCAGACCCUGUUGUUUGUUUUUCCACAACUCCUGACAAGAAUAUGUUUUCAUGAAGCUGUCUCUAUGUCUCAACAGCAUUGACAAGUUGUGUCUCACCAAUAAAGGGAAUGAAAAGUA
Molecule: messenger RNA, 6542 nt
Organism: Oncorhynchus gorbuscha (pink salmon)
Lineage: Eukaryota; Metazoa; Chordata; Actinopteri; Salmoniformes; Salmonidae
Gene: adgrg6
Product: adhesion G protein-coupled receptor G6
Exons: 30
Coding region: 282-4325 (1347 amino acids)
Biological process (GO): myelination in peripheral nervous system; adenylate cyclase-activating G protein-coupled receptor signaling pathway; cell surface receptor signaling pathway
Cellular component (GO): membrane
Molecular function (GO): laminin binding; G protein-coupled receptor activity
Source: RefSeq, a predicted model, not a curated record